Messenger RNA from Acanthoscelides obtectus, 2167 nucleotides. The record is from the annotation of a GenBank genome assembly. NCBI's taxonomy places the organism in Eukaryota, Metazoa, Arthropoda, Insecta, Coleoptera, Chrysomelidae.
GUGACAAGUAAAUCAGCUGUUUGUCACUUGCGAUAAAUUCUCCAAAUAUUUGGCCUCGUCUCGUCAACAAACUCUACAUUCGAGUAGAUGUUCGAAAGUGUAGUGUGUAAUUAUUAUGAACGAUUCCCCAACAAGCGCUCGAUAGCCUGCCCGACGCAGGAGCAAAGUCCCGAACGAAGAACCAGGUCUCGAUGCUUUCAGCGUAACCCGUUUACGUAUCUUGCCACUCUUUUUGAUGGACUUCAAAUAGAAAGUUGGUGUUAUACUUAAAAAGAAAAUGCCUCAGACGUAUAGCAAAUUUAUCCCUGUUACGGCUCCCAUAACCACUUCAUGUGUGGAUUAUGUGCAUCCUUGGACUGAUAGCUGUUUGCAAGCAAUAUGUGGGCUUUAUCUGUAUUGCAUGUUGGAAUCUCUGAGGAUAUAUGGGACUGUUUAUAUGGUAACAUUGUUGAUGAAAGGUAAAAUUCCGAAUAAAGAAGACCUACGGAAAACAAUAUGCGGCAUUGUUCAGUCAACAGCUUUCCUGAGUGGUACAGGAUUCGGGUAUUCCUUAUUUCUUUGCUCUUUAAGACGACUUCUGGGCAACUUCAACAUCCUAACAGUAUCCGCCAUUCCCGCAUUCCUAUCCAGCGUCUUUUCCAUCUUGAUCGAGCGUCCCAGCAGACGUACCAUGCUCUGUCUGUACGUCAGCAACGUGGCGACAGAAACACUAUGGAACAUGGCCAGGGCACGGAGCCUAGUGCGUGACGUCAGAUAUGGAGAUGCUGCCAUCUACAGUACUAGCAUCGCAAUGCUGCUGUAUUACUUUAAGAAGGGGUAUCAUAAAAGCUCCGAGCACUCGGAUGCUAUGUAUCGGGUGAUAAGGUUCGUAGUUGGUCCAUACGAAGAAUACGAAAGUUCUGACAGAUCCCAAGAAGCUUCUCGAGCGUUCUACAGACAAGUGCAAAACAGUCCAAACAACGGCAGCCAGAGUACCAGCAGGAGCAGUGGUAGUACCAGUCCGUGGCGAAGCAGAAAACACAAAAACUCGGUACUACUUCUGAUAAACCAUAUGUUGAGGACUUACAAGAGGCUUAUCUACAAGAUUAAGUGCUGUGAUAGACAUAGUACCUGUCCGCACCCGUUUAGCUGUCUCUAUUAUGUUAUGCAGUUUAUUUAUGGACGUGAGGAGGCAAACUUUCUCAGAAGUAAAUACGAUAAUACCGGUGUCCUUGUUCUGUGCACCAAUCAUUUCACAAAUUGGUGGUCUUCAUUGAAGGAUGGUCUAACGAGGAUAGAAGUAGAAAGUUUGUGUUUCUUUUUUUAGGGUGCAGGGAAAAUGUUCAGUGUAGGAUUAGGAUUGCAAGUGUUCCUUAAGUUAAUCCUGAAUAGCAAAAGGAUAUUGAGCUCUCCAGUAAAUUUGAAACAAGUAUUAUUUAAGAAACAGACGUUGAACCUAGCAAUAUUUUUAGGAGCAUUCUCAGGUAUAUUUAGGGGAUCGAUGUGUACUCUUAGAAGGUUGACGGGAAAAGACCGAGCCAGUCACGCUAUUCCUGCUGGACUUUUAGCAGGAAUUGCCUAUUUAAGGUAUCCUGACACAACUGUGGCCUUGUAUGUGAUGUGGAAAGCAGCUCAGAUUUCGUAUAAUCUGGGCAUAGAAAAAGGCCUGUUACCAAAAGUACCUGGCUUUGUGGAAUUCUUGUAUUGCUUCAGCACAGCUAUUUUGUUCCAUGCCGCCAUAUUGGAACCCACCAACCUCAGGCCUAGCUACUGGAAAUUUUUACAUUCCAUAUCUGGCGGAAGAAUUGCCUGUAUGAGCAGACAGCCGUUGGACAUAUGGGGUUUGAACACGACAGAAUCUUUGAAGCUUGUCUUGGAACAAACCAAAACCGUUCCAGUAGUUUAUUUUUAAUUUAUUUCUAGUAUUGAAAAUUUUAUAUGAAGUUUUAUAUUGUUAGAUAAUUAUGUGCUUGUUGAUAUUUAUCAGAAAUUACUAUUUUUUCACUUUGUUAAUGUUUGUCCUUUUUAUAUAAAUAAACAACUAAAAAUUGAAAUUUGCCGUUUCGUUUUAAUUACGAGUUAUAGCUCAUGUGCACUGUUUAAAAAAGAAAGUCGUGAAAGGAUAUCAAAAUUUGACCAUUGAUUAGCGUAUUCUUCCCAAAGAUAGACAACCUAAUGCUAUAUUCGC